Molecule: messenger RNA, 4759 nt
Organism: Neoarius graeffei (lesser salmon catfish)
Lineage: Eukaryota; Metazoa; Chordata; Actinopteri; Siluriformes; Ariidae
Exons: 2
Coding region: 3242-4246 (334 amino acids)
Source: RefSeq, a predicted model, not a curated record
GUUUCCCCCACAGUCCAAAGACAUGCAGGUUAGGUUAACUGGUGACUCUAAAUUGACCGUAGGUGUGAAUGGUUGUCUGUGUGUAUGUGUCAGCCCUGUGAUGACCUGGCGACUUGUCCAGGGUGUACCCCGCCUUUCGCCCGUAGUCAGCUGGGAUAGGCUCCAGCUUGCCUGCGACCCUGUAGAAGGAUAAAGCGGCUAGAGAUAAUGAGAUGAGAUGAGAUGAAAAAAAGGAACGUUGCAAAAGAGAUCUAAAAUAAAUAGGUUUUGGGCAUUAAACAUUUGAAUAAAAUUUGAUUAAUGAAAGUAAGAGACGUAAUUCUACUGGCAUUACAGAGGAUAUGUACAUGUAAAGUCAGAGGAAUACAGAUUUUUUUAGCCUGUACUCUUAUUGCCAUGGGGCCCCCAGGCAAGAACCCCUGUUGCCCACAUAAUCAAUCCGGCCCUACACAGUGUGCUCAGCUAGUUUGUCUGUUCAGCAGGUAGUCCUUAUGGAGUGAGUAAAAUUAAAAGAGGUGAAUAAGAAGAGAGCAAAACAAAGUAACAAAAAAAGGAAGAAGUCCGCCUUACUCGGAUUUCAAUGCUGUCUUAUUUCACACAUGAAGCUUCAAUGUGGUUCGUUACCUCAGGUGGUUGGCGUCACAGGCUCAGGUCAGCACGUCGGGGUGAUGCUUUCCCAGGUAGUUCUCAGCUGACACCGGGGAGGUGAAAGUGCGUCUGCCCUCCAGGAGAUCCAUCACCAAGUUAGGAGGGUGGAGGAGCCUGAAUGAUAAAUUGUGGUCGUGUAGCUUCUUCUUCAGUGGUGCGAAGGCUUUCCUUUUUCUGUAGAGAGUUGUGGACAUGUCUCUGAAUAUCAUUAUAUUGUAGUUACUGUACUGGAGCGAUCUUUUCUUCCGUGCCGCAUCAAGGAUCCUCGUCACAUCUGUGAAGCGGAGCAGCCUGAUCACCAUGGCCCAGGGGUGGCCACCAUCAUCAGGUCGGCGCUGGAGUGUGCGGUGAGCCUGCUCGAUCUUGAUGGGGUCCCGGACUCUAGCUCUAGUAUUUUUGGGAGCCACUCUUGUAAGAAAGUGAUGGCGUUGCUCCCUUCUACACCCUCUGGGAAGCCAACCAGUCACAGAUUCUGACUUCUGGCUCUGUUUUCAAGGUCAUUGAGUUUAUCUUUGAGAUUGCUAAUUUCUUCCUCCGUCUUUUUUUUAUAAUCUCCGAGGUCGUUGUGUAGGGAGUUGAGACUAUUAGUGUGGUCAGCCUGCUUGCCUUCAAUCUCUUUAACACGUAGACCUAGUGCACGGUUGUCGCUGAUCAGUUUAUCCACUGAGGUGGCCAAAGGGUUCAGCUUUUGGUCCAGCAAGGCUUGAAUUUUGUCGAACCCCUUUGCAAAUUUUUCAUGAAACCAUGUCGGCGGCUUUUCGGCGUUAACUUUGUCCGGGCUAAUGUUAGCAGGACUAGCUGUGUUAGCUACAGGUAUUGUUGAUAAAGUGGGCUUUCCACAUCUAUCUUCCCUCGCACCUACCUCAGCUUUUUUCGACGGCAUCUCCAGUUAUUAUUUUAGUUAUAGGAGGUAAAUGUAGUUGUUUCUAUGCAAGGGCGGCUGGUGCAUAAGGGCGAUUGGGCGACGCACUGCCAAAACGAAAAAAAAAUAGUUUUUUUCUUUUUUUAAAACAAACUUUCACCAGCACUGCUCGAGGCCGUUUUAAUCUGUCUCUGGGUAUAAUUGUCCAAUCAGGGUGGUCUUGCUUCUAGAGUACAGCCCCUUUUGGGGAGAUUUCAGUCACACUGAAAAUCGCCCAAGAGUUCACUGAUAGAGUCCCAUGUUAUUUUUUUUCUCCUGACUGACACUUCAAUGCAAUCUCUAUGGGUUCCGGGGGGGCUUGCCCUAACGUGCUUACGUCACUGCGAAGCGCGGCAAAGUUGCAUUCGAUCUGCUCAGUUUCUGAGGUGAGAUGGAUGCGGACAUAGACAUAUAAACAUAGACGCCGCAUUCUGCGUAGAAUCAUAUGUCAUCCUCGCCGCCAUAUUGGAUGUGGCAAAGUGGAGAUUCUUCAACCGUCUCUGGUAUAGCGUCUAGACAGUAGCCGAGAAUAAAGAUGCUUCAUUCAUGUGCUGCUUUUAACUGUACCAACAGGUUUACCGUCCAAACGAGAUCACAUGGGAUUACCUUUCACAGGUGAGACUGGAAAAAUACUUUUCAAUACUGUUCCUUCAGUCUUCAGUUUCCCAGCUCAUCUCCACCAGGUAGGUGUAGAGUUAUAAGCAGUGAGAAUUAGAUAUAAUAGUGCCACACUAUGAUGAACGUUUUUGAACGUAUGAUGAAUGUUUUUAACCUUUCUGAAUGUGAAGGAAUCAGUGAUGUAUUUUGUUUUGGUAUGACAUUAGAACCUGGCCGAACUCAGUUUGGUGGUCAUUCAGCUCACUUUAUUCAAUGAGAGUAGGUCUGUGUGGUAACUCAAUAAAUAAAACAGUAAAUUUUUAUUUUCAUUCACUAUUUCCAGUUUUUCCACUAUUUCCAUCAUUUAUCAUUGUUUUGUUACAAUUGUUAAAUCAGCGUUUUGUAUAUUUUAUUUUGGAACAGGAAAUUACCUGCAACAUGUCAGGUGACUUAAACCAGGAAGUAAAAAGAAGGGCAGGGCUCGGAGCCAUUGUUUGUCAUUUUUCCAAUCCUUUUGAAUCUGCCUGCAUCUUAUGCCCUUUGAUAGCAUCGUUGUUUUACUCUUUCUUACGUCAUUAAACCUGUGGAUAAUGGACAACUGUCUCCAGAGUCGUGAUGUCAGGAAGGAGUUUGUCUAACUGCCAAGGUGUAUCACAGCACAUAUACUGAGGGCAGCAUAGUAAAACAACGGCUUUCUAACGGGCAAGAUAACGCAGCAAACUGACAGAUGCUACUAACAUCACACGCAGCCAGUGGAUGACCAUCACAGCAGUGUCUAAACAGAUGUACGUCACCAGACAACGCCAUGUCCGAGAAAGCAACUUCAUUUAAAGACGCAGUCCCACGCUACAUGUUCUGCUGCAUGCUCAAGUGUAUCAUCAACGGGGUCCGCUGCAGCCAAGGCAAGAGCGAGAGCAGAGGCAGCAAAGGCACGCCUGUUCUAUGCCGAAGAGGAAAUGAACCUAAAGCUAGAAAAAGCUAAGCUAGAAGCCUCAAUAGAGAUGCUCAAUUAUAAAAAAAGAGACAGCUGCUGCUGUAGCUGAGGCAGAAGCCCUUGAAUCUGCAGUAGAGGCAAACAGUGAAAGACAUGGUUUCAUGUUAAAUUUGGACUUUAGUCCUUUGGAAGCUGCACAAUGCACACAACAAUAUGUUCUUGACCAAGCCAAAUCACAAAACACAGACGCUCAGCUACUAGACGAGGGUGUUGUAACAAGAAGAGAGCCAAGCCCUAGCUACAAAACUCUGGCUUCAACUAUUAAAUCGGAAGCCAGCUUAUUCCAUCAGGCUCAAGCCAACGCUGCUUCCCCUAAUACAUAUGACUACAGUGCGUCUUCUCAACUAACUCCUCUCACCUCACAGCAGCCUCACAUCUAUGAAGAUAAAGUUGAUAGGACACGCAAUGUUUGGUUUGACAACCACAAUGCCAUUCCUGAGUACGGUCUUGGACUUCAAAACGACAAAGGUCGUCCUGCUCUUAAAUCCUAUCCCACAUCUUCAAACACCAAUAAUGACGACUCCAACAUUAGCGACUUUGUGAGGUACUUUGCUCGUCGUGAGCUUGUAGCAACAGGCCUACUUCAAUUCAGCGACAAACCUCAGAACUACAGAGCCUGGAAACGUUCUUUUCAGAACGCAACCAGAGGUUUAAACUUGACGCCAAGCGAAGAGAUGGAUCUUCUGUUUAAGUGGCUUGGCAAAGAGUCGGCAGAACACAUCGAACACAUAAGAGCAAUACACAUCAAUCAUCCAGCAGCAGGAUUGGCUAUGAUAUGGAACAGACUUGAACAAUUUUAUGGCUCUGCAGAAGUGAUAGAAGAUGCUCUGUUCAAACGUAUCGAUGCCUUUCCAAAAAUAACAAACCGAGAUUAUUCUAAACUAACAAAGUUGAGUGAUCUUUUAAUGGAACUAGAGUCAGCCAAGGCCGAAGGAGACCUACCUGGCCUCUCUUUCCUCGAUACAGCAAAAGGCGUCAACCCAAUUGUACAGAAGCUCCCCUUCAGUCUGCAGGAAAGGUGGGCAUCAGUUGGGGUAUCCUACAAGUGGCAACAUUGUGUUUCAUAUCCCCCCCUUUACCUGCUUUGUAGCCUUUGUUUGCCAUGAAGCAAAUGUCAGAAAUGACCCAAGUUUCAACUUUGUCCUUCAGUCAGACGUAUCUCCCAGGACAGAAAAAGCAGUUUGGAAGCCAAACAGACAGCGAGAAGUCUCUGUUCACAAAACAGAGAUAUUCCCCAAAGCCAACUCUGAUCCUAGAGAGCCUUCAAAGAAAUUAGAUGACUGUGACAAACUGUGUCCAAUACAUAAAAAACCCCAUCCACUACGCAAAUGCCAUGCUUUCAGAGAAAAGCCCAUCGAAGAUUGUAAGACAUUCUUGAAAGAAAAUAAUGUCUGCUUCAUAUGUUGUGCUUCAUCAACACAUGUUGCAAAGAACUGCACAUUUAAUGUCCAAUGUUAUGAAUGCAAAAGUGAAAAGCAUCACACAGCGCUUCACCCUGGACCCGCACCCUGGGUUAAGGGCAUGGACAUGGCUCCAGAGCAGGGGUGUCAAACCUGAUCCAUAAAGGGCCUUGUGGCUGCAGGUUUUCAUUCCAGCCAUGCAGCAGCACACCUGACUUG